UCACUCAGUUAGUAAGAGGCAGAUGCAGGAUCAGUAUCGGGCAGCAGGCUCUGGAGUUCACACUCUUCACCUUGACAUGGCACUGCCCAGUGGAUGCGGGGGCCUGAGCUUCUCAGUGCAUGUUGGUUACAGUAGAGGAGAAGGGGCUCUGAGGGUAGACCCUGUGUGUGUGUGCGUGCACGCGUGGGUGAUCAGAUAGCCGAGGGGUUUAUGUCCAAGUUCACAUCUCUUUUCUCUCCAUCUCCCCUGACCCCACCCCAGGGUGCAGGAGAGAAAGGAGCAAAAGGAGAGCCCGCAGUGAUUGAAAAGGGGCAGCAGUUUGAGGGACCUCCAGGAGCCCCAGGACCCCGAGGGGUGGUUGGCCCCUCAGGCCCUCCUGGCCCCCCAGGAUUCCCUGGCGACCCUGGUCCACAGGGCCCUGCUGGCCUCCCAGGAAUCCCCGGCGUUGAUGGGAUCCGAGGCCCACCGGGCACUGUGAUCAUGAUGCCGUUCCAGUUUGCAGGCGGCUCCUUUAAAGGACCCCCAGUCUCAUUCCAGCAGGCCCAGGCUCAGGCAGUUCUGCAGCAGACUCAGCUCUCUAUGAAAGGCCCCCCUGGUCCAGUGGGGCUCACUGGGCGCCCAGGCCCUGUGGGUCUCCCCGGGUAUCCAGGUCUGAAAGGAGAGGCGGGAGCAGAAGGGCCACAGGGUCCCAGAGGCCUGCAGGGACCUCAUGGACCCCCUGGCCGAGUGGGCAAGAUGGGCCGCCCUGGAGCAGAUGGGGCUCGGGGCCUCCCAGGGGACACCGGACCUAAGGGUGAUCGUGGCUUCGAUGGCCUCCCAGGGCUGCCUGGUGAGAAGGGCCAAAGGGGUGAUUUUGGCCAUGUGGGGCAACCCGGUCCCCCAGGAGAGGACGGUGAGAGGGGAUCAGAGGGACCUUCAGGGCCCACUGGCCAGGCUGGGGAGCCGGGUCCACGAGGACUGAUUGGCCCCAGAGGCUCCCCUGGCCCCACGGGUCGCCCGGGUGUGACUGGAAUUGACGGUGCUCCUGGUGCCAAAGGCAAUGUGGGUCCUCCAGGAGAACCGGGCCCUCCAGGACAGCAGGGAAACCAUGGGUCCCAGGGACUCCCCGGUCCCCAGGGACUCAUCGGCACUCCUGGGGAGAAGGGUCCUCCUGGAAACCCAGGAAUUCCAGGCCUCCCAGGAGCGGAUGGCCCUCCGGGUCACCCAGGACAUGAGGGCCCCACGGGAGAGAAAGGGGCCCAGGGUCCACCAGGGUCGGCAGGCCCUGCGGGCUAUCCUGGACCUCGGGGAGUGAAGGGCACUUCAGGCAACCGGGGCCUCCAGGGGGAGAAAGGCGAGAAGGGAGAGGACGGCUUCCCGGGCUUCAAGGGCGAUGUGGGGCUCAAAGGUGAUCGGGGGAAACCCGGAGCUCCAGGUCCCCGGGGAGAGGAUGGUCCUGAGGGGCUGAAGGGGCAGGCGGGGAAGGCUGGCGAGGAGGGGCCCCCAGGCUCAGCUGGGGAGAAGGGCAAGCUUGGGGUACCAGGCCUCCCAGGUUAUCCAGGACGCCCUGGACCUAAGGGAUCCAUUGGAUUUCCCGGGCCCCUGGGACCCAUAGGAGAGAAAGGGAAGUCGGGAAAGGCAGGACAGCCAGGCCUGGAAGGAGAGCGGGGACCACCAGGCUCCCGUGGAGAGAGGGGGCAACCGGGUGCCACAGGGCAACCAGGCCCCAAGGGCGAUGUGGGCCAGGACGGGGCCCCCGGGAUCCCUGGAGAAAAGGGCCUCCCUGGUCUGCAAGGCCCUCCAGGAUUCCCUGGGCCAAAGGGCCCCCCUGGUCACCAAGGUAAAGAUGGGCGACCAGGGCACCCUGGACAGAGAGGAGAAUUGGGUUUCCAAGGUCAGACAGGCCCGCCUGGACCAGCUGGUGUCUUAGGCCCUCAGGGAAAGACAGGAGAAGUGGGACCUCUGGGUGAAAGGGGGCCUCCAGGCCCCCCUGGACCUCCUGGUGAACAAGGUCUUCCUGGCCUGGAAGGCAGAGAGGGGGCGAAGGGGGAGCUGGGACCACCAGGACCCCUUGGGAAGGAAGGGCCAGCUGGACUCAGGGGCUUUCCCGGCCCCAAGGGGGGCCCUGGGGACCCGGGACCUACUGGCUUGAAGGGUGAUAAGGGCCCCCCGGGGCCUGUGGGGGCCAAUGGAUCCCCUGGUGAGCGGGGUCCUGUGGGCCCAGCAGGAGGCAUUGGACUUCCUGGCCAAAGUGGCAGCCAAGGCCCUGUUGGCCCUGCAGGCGAGAAGGGGUCCCCGGGAGAACGUGGUCCCCCUGGCCCCACCGGCAAAGAUGGGAUCCCAGGGCCCCUGGGGCCUCUGGGACCCCCUGGAGCUGCUGGGCCUUCUGGCGAGGAAGGGGACAAGGGAGAUGUGGGUGCCCCUGGACACAAGGGGAGUAAAGGCGAUAAAGGAGAUGCGGGCCCACCUGGACAACCAGGGAUACGGGGUCCUGCAGGACACCCAGGUCCCCCGGGAGCAGACGGGGCUCAGGGGCGCCGGGGACCCCCAGGCCUCUUUGGGCAGAAAGGAGAUGAUGGAGUCAGAGGCUUUGUGGGGGUGAUUGGCCCUCCUGGACUACAGGGGCUGCCAGGCCCUCCCGGAGAGAAAGGGGAGGUCGGAGACGUCGGGUCCAUGGGUCCCCAUGGAGCUCCAGGUCCUCGGGGUCCCCAAGGUCCCAGUGGAUCAGAGGGCACUCCAGGACUGCCCGGAGGAGUUGGUCAGCCAGGCGCUGUAGGUGAGAAGGGUGAGCCAGGGGAGGCUGGAGACCCAGGGCCUCCGGGAGCCCCAGGCAUCCCGGGGCCCAAGGGAGACACUGGUGAAAAGGGGGACUCAGGCCCAUCUGGAGCUGCUGGACCCCCAGGCAAGAAAGGUCCCCCUGGAGAGGAUGGAGCCAAAGGGAACGUGGGCCCCACGGGGCUCCCCGGAGAUCUAGGGCCCCCAGGAGACCCUGGAGUUUCAGGCAUAGAUGGUUCCCCAGGGGAGAAGGGAGACCCUGGUGAUGUUGGGGGACCGGGUCCGCCUGGAGCUUCUGGGGAACCUGGCGCCCCCGGGCCCCCUGGCAAGAGGGGUCCUUCAGGCCCCAUGGGUCGAGAAGGCAGAGAAGGGGAGAAAGGUGCCAAGGGGGAACCAGGUCCUGACGGGCCCCCAGGGAGGACGGGUCCAAUGGGGGCUCGAGGGCCCCCUGGACGUGUGGGGCCUGAGGGUCUUCGAGGGAUCCCCGGCCCUGUGGGUGAACCAGGCCUCCUGGGAGCCCCUGGACAGAUGGGCCCUCCCGGCCCCCUGGGGCCCUCUGGCCUCCCAGGGCUGAAGGGAGAUGCUGGCCCCAAGGGGGAAAAGGGCCACAUUGGAUUGAUCGGUCUCAUUGGCCCCCCGGGGGAAGCCGGUGAGAAAGGAGAUCAGGGGUUGCCAGGUGUGCAGGGACCCCCUGGUCCCAAGGGAGAUCCUGGCCCCCCUGGUCCCAUUGGCUCUCUGGGCCACCCUGGUCCUCCAGGUGUGGCGGGCCCCCUGGGACAGAAAGGCUCAAAGGGGUCUCCGGUGAGUACACCCUGCUUCCGUGGGCUUACAUACGCCAGCUUCCCAUCCCCUCCGCUCUACCAGAGCCCUCCACGCCUCUGCCUUCAUUUAGUUAUUUAUUCAUGCAAUC
Messenger RNA from Piliocolobus tephrosceles (Ugandan red Colobus), 3664 nucleotides. RefSeq names its product collagen alpha-3(V) chain-like. NCBI's taxonomy places the organism in Eukaryota, Metazoa, Chordata, Mammalia, Primates, Cercopithecidae. The transcript has 53 exons. The record is from RefSeq and is a predicted model, not a curated record. Gene Ontology annotation, molecular function: extracellular matrix structural constituent conferring tensile strength. The annotation marks the transcript as partial. Gene Ontology annotation, biological process: extracellular matrix organization.